GUUCAUCUAAUCCUUACUCCAACUCCACCGCUUCAUUCUUUCCAUCCUCUCCACUGAUGCCACCACCGACGCACAUGAGCACAUUCAUGUAGAAACAGCCUACUUUCACACUGCACCCCUAAUAACCCCCCCUCCCCCCCCCUCUCUCUCUCCACCCGCAAUGAACAGCCAAGCGAAGGCUCAUGCGCAUGCUCGCACUACUGCCACCACUAGCUCUUAUUGGAUCCCAUGGCUACCCAGGAUCACCUUCACCACCGCUCUCAGGGCCACUGUCCUCACCACCGUCAUUCUGGUCCUCGCCUGGGCAUUCGGCAACUCCAUUCUACGGAAAAUCGCAUCCUUCAUUCUCGCCACUCCCAUAGUUCUGGUGCUAUCGCUCCUCACCCUGGCUGCAUCCAAUGUCGCCUUCUCUAUCCUUUAUACCCGUAGACAGCGCCUGGCAGCUGCAUCGGCCUCAGCAACCUCACAGAGCAAGAGCAGCCACAACAGUCGGACCAUGCCCGGUUCAGCAUCGUGCCACAGAUUCCACUAUCUCCGUCCAGCAAAGUUUACCCGCCCGGUCGCUUGGAGCAUCAUUGAGAAGCAACGCCGCCAGGAACAGGCUGCCAAGUACAGGACACCCAUUGCGGACACCAUGCCUCAGUUUUCAGAGGCAGUCGACACGCUGAUUGAGCUCAUCAUCCGAGACUACGUCGCUGUGUGGAUGCGUGCGAUUACACCUGAAGUUGUUCUCCAGCAGCGCAUUGAGGAGCUUUUGAGGAUGGUGCUAAUACGUUUCAAAUGCCGCGUAGUGGAUCUGGACCUCACUCAACUGCUGGUGACGCGACUUGUACCCAAGGUUACGGCACAUGUGAACGAUUUCCGAAAAGCAGAGAUGGCGCUGAGAGGGAACUCACUCGAGCGGUCCUUGACAGAAUCGGACGAGUUGGAUAUCAUGGUCGCGAGUAAGUUCCGCAACGGGAAGCUGCAUAGGGCGCUAUCGACCUCAAUUUCAACCCAGGCGACAGAGGAGGCGUAUCUUAGAAACGUGGUCCAGACCAUCUUGCCGACUCUUCUUCCCAAAAGCGAGGUGCAGAGUGAGGUCUUGAGGCAUUUGCUACGGGAACUACUUGUCGGCGCCGUUUUGCGACCAGUCAUGGACCUACUAUCGGAUCCAGAUUACUGGAACCAGAACGUGGAUUUAUAUAUCGGCAAAGCUAUUCGGGAACAGAACAUGGUCAAGAAGCUUCGAGAAGCCCUGAAGCAACACACAGACAACAUGGAUGCAGACCCCCGAAUCAUCGAUAAUCAGUUGGAUCCAUAUGGAACAGGGGGAGAUAUGUACAGAUUCGAGGACUUUUUGAAGAUGAUAAAGCACUGCGACAGUUUAUUGGAUGUCAAACGAAUUCGCAACACAAUUAUGACCGAGAUGCGGAAGAAAAAAGCGCAGAUAGUCGGCCGCGAGAAGGAGGACGUUGUCAAUGGAAACAAGGUCACAGAAAUCAUUAUCUACAUCAACAGACUGGAUGUUGCGAAGCGACGCGCAGAAAAGAGGAUCGAGGCAUUAGGAGGUCCAGUAUAUCCCAAGCGACGACCUAGAGAAUUCACUCUGGAGACCAAGAACACCUCAUCCUUAAUAAACCUCGACAUUAUCCUCUCCAAUCCGUCGGGUCUUUCAUACUUCAUGGAGUUUCAGGAUCGAAGGGACAACAUGAAUGAACUCCAGUUCUGGCUCUUGAUCGACACCCUCAACAUCAGAUCGGACAGCGAACAGAAGACCGAAACAGACUCACUUGGGUCGCUGAGCGCAGAUGAACGAGCUCUGAUGGGAACCAGCUCAACAGCAACCACACCGUCCUCCACGCUUUCCAGAGCUCAGGCGCAGAGGACGCUAGGGGUCCUAACACCGACAUCAGCGCAAACGACCGGAGGAUUCACAUCGUCCAGCAAUCUCACGAACAGUAUCAGAAGCAGUCGUAAAUCCUCAAUCUCCGCCACAUUCGACAUCACAGACACAUUACGCGACGAUGUCCGCAUGAUCUAUGAGACAUAUUUCGCGGAAUCCGCACCGAGGCCUGUCGUAGUCGACCACAGCCUAGUGGACGUAUUCCGGGAUUUUGCUCUAAGCGAGAGCGUCAGCAGUAAAGGCGUCCCCCUGUUUGAUUCAGAAUCCAAGAAGCAGGAAGAACUCAGAGCGGCGAAUGUGCGGCAAAAGUUACUGGUGGCACAGCGGCAGGUGUUUGAGCAGAUGCUGGAGAAGGACUAUCCGGAAUUCCUCAAGAGUGAUCUCUACUUCAAGUUCCUGACGUCCUAUCAGAAUACGGAGACAAAGCAGGAGCAGAAAGGUCCUCGUGGCCACAGCAAAACAUCAUCCGUUUCUCGGCCAUCUUCAGGGCCAGGGUUGUUUUCCGCCAUCGGCCUUUCCGCGCCGGAUAAGAGGCGUGAUUCACCUGAGAAUCCCAAACGUUCAAGCACAGGGUCGUUUUUGGAUAUCUUUGGGCUUGGUCGAGACAAGGACAAGGAACGAGAGCGGGAUCAAAAUUCGCGUAGCCCCAUGAAGCGGGCCGAGACUGCUAUCGGCCAUCUGCGAACGCCAUUCUUACCAUCCGGAUAUUUGCGCUCGCAAUCGGGUUCACCAGUUUCGACCAAAUCCAUGGACUUAGGAGACCAGCAGCAGCAACAUGAGCCGAAACCCAAACAAAGUCUCGAGGUUCCGUCGUCAUCAAAGCUUGUCGCUCCACCGCUGGCCCGCACUCGCUCACUCAGCUCGAUAUCGAAUCCAGAAACUCCCGUCAGUGCUAGCUCCUGGGCAAAAUCCGCUUCGUCUCACCGGAAAAGCAUUUUUACCGCCGAUCAUCGUCGCGAUAACUCUCUGGACCUGACAGAUACGGAGGCCCUUGUCAAGGUUGGUGCGGACGAUGGUUCCGGUUUGCGGGAUUCACUCUUGUUGGAGCUUCAGGAAAAUGAGGAUGAAGGUGAAGAGGGCCUUAUGGGGGACAACCAAGGUGGAGUGCCGAUACCGAGGAUGUCCAAGGACAGGCGCGACAAGGAGAAUGUUAUUAACGCAGUCGAGGCUGCACUGUCAUCUAUCAUGGAGAGUCCAGACACUCAGCACGAAGACCUCUCGGUGAAUGGAUCAAAGGAAAGAGAUGCUGAGGCAUCCUCUCUGGAUGCAACAGACCCAUCAUUUUCAACCGCCAGAGAUGAGCAGCCCGGAGCAAAUGCAUUGCUUGAAUGGGGUCAAUCUCAACAAAAGAAUUCAAGGAGACAGUUUAAGGAAAGCAGUUUGGAGAGUGGGAAGACGGUUCGAGCCAAAUCUCGAGAUCCGUCUGAGGUUGACCGGGCGUCCCUGGACAGCAGCUUGAAGUUCAAAAAGGGAAGGGAGAAGUCCGGUCAGGUACCGCAGCUGGUGAAGCAGAGUAGAUUUGCAGCCCUUGAUACAGGCCUAAAUACUUACGGCGAGGGUCACAAAGACGAGAAAACUGGGCGUAUAAAGAUGGCCGGCGAAACCUUGUCGGAAGAUUCGGACGGAGAACUAGCCCUGAGUAAAAAGCACAGCCCAACUUCACCAGGUGUGGCAGAGUCCAUCAGCGACACUGUUCAGGACAAUAUACAUCUCGCAGCUCCUGGGGAUCUGCUCCUGUCAGCAAGGAUCAAGAAGCUAGAGCAGGAUAUCGAAACCGUCCGCAAGCAGGAGGCCAUUGUUGAGACUCUGAUCCAGAAGGCCGAGCGACAAGGACGCCAGAAUGAACUCCGGAUUCUGAAGAAAUCGAAGUCGGCAUUGAGGCGGGAGAUCCUGAGCAUGGAGUACCAGAAGACGCAGUAUGAGGUUCAAGAGGAGGAAAACAUGAUUAUGCCGGGCCGAUCAACAAUUAACAUCACGUCCUCUACAGUUGGCCAUGAGGGUUCGAAGGAGUUUGCACUUUACGUGAUUGAGGUGCACCAGUUGGCGCAGGACGGCUCGUUUGCAUCAGGAUGGGUUAUUGCACGUCGUUAUUCCGAGUUCUUUGCACUCCACCAACAACUCAAGGAAAAAUAUCCAUCCAUUGUGCGCCAAUACGAGCUUCCAGGGAAGCGCGGAUUCUUGAAACUCCAAAAGUCGUUCGUCGAGGGUCGUCGGAUUGGUCUGGAACGAUACCUUCAGUGUCUGGUCCAACACAUCGAAAUCUGCCAGUCCCAGGAAUUAAGAGCAUUUCUUUCACAGGAAAACGUGGCCCUACCACAAUUUUCGUCUGCAACACCCGCACUCAUACCCUACAGCCUCUUUGACAACGAUGGCGCUAAGGAAGGUGCGAAGCAAUCAAAUGCCGCACAGCCUGGAAGUCCGUUUUUUUUUGAGCAGCUUUUCCAAUCAGCAACAUCGCCGCUGCAUUCCCCAGUGGCCAGUCGUGACCUGUCUCGAAACUCAGUGCUGUCUAACGCCGGAUCUGGUACUCUUGAUGCUUUUGGUGGCCAUGAUGUGGGUGGAGAGCAGGGUGUAGGCCCAAAUGAUGGAUUUAUGAAACACAUCUACCAGACAGUCUCUGAAGGACUGGACGAUAUGUUCAGCGGUGGACCACCAACAGUCCUGGGCAAUAUCACCAAGCAACUGGGUAACCAGAUGAUGCAGUUUACAAUGGAGAUGGACGAUGAAGAGAAGGCAGACUCAUCCCUCAUUCCCUCUGGAACACGUCGACGACACGGGAGCCACGACGAGAGCGGAAGCGUUAGACUGGUGCAAAGCGAAAUCAUUGAUCGCACAGCAGUUCCUGCAUCCUCCUUCGACACCUUGGCGGCUGCACAGGGCUCAGAAAAGGAUGGAGAAGUGCAUCGCCCACCGUUGCAGCGGAUUCAAAGCUCACGAUCUCGCCGCCUGAGUUCACCAGACCCUCAUACUCAGCACCAAAGGAUGCAAUUCCAGUUACAGCAACAAGAACAGCAUCAGAGCAUGCUUCGACAAAAGCAAAUUUUGGAGCAACAGGCACAGCAACAGCAGGAGCAACAACAACAACAACAACAACAACAACCGCAGCAAGCGCGACAGGGUGUGGUGGAACCAGAAGGUGUGACGACAUUCACUGAGCCGCUAUGCGAUCUGUUUAUUGAGCUGUUCGAGCUCAAGGAGAAGAACAACUGGCUAAGGAGGCAGGCUGUCGUGAUCAUUCUGCAGCAGGUCCUAGGAGGCACGAUCGAGCGCAAGUUGAGAGACACGAUCAAGGCAUACAUUGAGGAGAGUAUGUUGACUUUCUACGUGCUAAAACUCCGUGACGCUCUCUGGCCCAAUAACUCUUCGUCAUCUUCACCUGACUUAACUGGGGAAUAUGAGGUCGUGGGAGAGGAUCUGCGUCUGUCACCAACCAUGCCCAGGUCACCCGCGGACACUGCAGCGGGUAAUCCAUCAUCGGGGCCCAAGAAGGUUAUUCGUACCCCGGAACAGAAGGCUCUGACUAAGGACCAAGCCAACCGCAAGUUGUCUGUGUUCUUGCCAGAGCUUCUCGGAAACAUGGUCGGACACCAGAAUGCACGCCGGGGAGCGCGGAGAGUGUUUGCGGCAUUCCAAAACCGUAGGCUAAAUCAGCAAUUGGUCUAUACGACGCUGGACGAGGUGAUUGCCGCUAUGUGGCCAGAACUGGUGUUACCUUCAUCAUCCACAUCGUCAUCGUCGACCCUGCCGAACGCGGUUUCAGCAGCGACGACGAGCACAAGCACAGCUACAGCCCUGUCUUCAAUGGCGCUUCCUCCUAACGCUGGACUGUCUAUGGCGGAAGUAAGCGAUUCUGGGGAGCGUUCUGCGAGCUCUAGCAGGAGCCGAUCUAGAUCGAAUACGCGCGACAAGUUUUAAAUAAAC
Messenger RNA from Gamsiella multidivaricata, 5806 nucleotides. RefSeq lists its product as uncharacterized. Bases 161 to 5800 code for a protein of 1879 amino acids. NCBI's taxonomy places the organism in Eukaryota, Fungi, Mortierellomycota, Mortierellomycetes, Mortierellales, Mortierellaceae. Gene Ontology annotation, molecular function: phosphatidylinositol binding. The record is from RefSeq and is a predicted model, not a curated record. The transcript is spliced from 6 exons. Gene Ontology annotation, cellular component: intracellular membrane-bounded organelle.